Molecule: messenger RNA, 845 nt
Organism: Arabidopsis lyrata subsp. lyrata
Lineage: Eukaryota; Viridiplantae; Streptophyta; Magnoliopsida; Brassicales; Brassicaceae
Product: auxin-responsive protein SAUR21
Exons: 1
Coding region: 356-640 (94 amino acids)
Biological process (GO): response to auxin
Source: RefSeq, a predicted model, not a curated record
UUAAUAAGUGACAGAGAGAACAUGUGAGUUCUGUAACACUGGUGGGUCCCUAUCUGAUUAUAUUCAUUCUUAAGUCAUCCAGAAAUCAGAAUCAGCUUGCUGCUUUUUCUAGGUAAACCCUAGUUUUUUAAAAAAGUAAACCAUGUGAAACUCUGCAAACUCCUAAUAUUUAAAUCCAAUAAAAUCUGUUGUAUCAUUAAAACAUAAUUUCGAAAUUUGAUUCCUUACCUAUAAAGAACUCUAUAUAUAACAACAUCAACUGAAACACAACUCCACCAAAAGGCAUCAAUCUUUCUCUGAUUUCAUAAAACAGAGUAUCCUUGUAGAUUAUUUAUAAAACUUCUUGCUUUUAAAGAUGGCGAUUAGAUUGUCGCGUGUUAUCAACUCUAAACAGUCCCAAAAACAGCAAUCUCGAGUCCCAAAAGGACAUGUUGCGGUUUAUGUAGGAGAAGAGAUGGAGAACAAGAAGAGGUUCGUGGUUCCGAUUUCGUAUUUGAACCACCCUUCGUUUCAAGGUUUGCUUAGUCGAGCAGAGGAAGAGUUUGGUUUCAAUCAUCCAAUUGGUGGAUUAACGAUUCCAUGCAGAGAAGAAACAUUUGUUGGUCUCUUGAAUUCUUAUGGUUGUAUUGUUUCAACUUGAGUCUUGAGACACGUUUUUUGGGGAAGCCCCAAGUUUUUUUCUUUCUAUAGAAUUACUUUUUUUUUGGUUGUUCCCUUUGUUUAUUUCUGCAAAGGAGAACAUAUUGAAUCAACAUGUAAAUAUGUAUUUCCAGAAAACUUUGAUGAAAAAACAUUUUCAUGUUUUCGAAGAUUUAUAUAUAAAAUCAUCGGAAUAUUCAUAGCUU